AUUUUUUUUUAGCUGCAGCAACAAAUCCAAAAUCUUGCGGUUGUCUGUCCUGCUAGUGUCAGCAGAACUAAAGUCACCUGUAUUAUUAUUUUUAUUAAGUACAGAACCGAGCAGCAGUGUUGUUUAAAAGUAAAUGGAGGAAGAGGAGAUGGGAGAUGAAGGACCUUCGUCCAACAGUGAACUUCCACAAAGUGAAGAUCAAGAACUGGCCCAGCAGCUGCCGCCGCCUGUUGAGAGCUCAUCUCCUGUAGAAAAUGUGUUUGUGGAUAAGAAAGCAGUGGACAAACUCACUGAAGGAUUACUCUCUCACUAUCUACCUGAUCUACAGAACUCUAAACGAGCCCUCCAGGAGCUCACUCAAAAUCAGCUGGUAUUAUUAGACACACUGGACCAAGAAGUCACAAAGUUCAGAGAAUGUAACGCCUUACUGGACCUCAAUUCACUGUUUACAGAGGCAAAGAUUUACCACAAUAAACUGGUGAACAUAAGAAAAGAGAUGAUAAUGCUCCAUGAAAAGACAACUAAACUAAAGAAAAGAGCUCUGAAGCUGCAGCAGCAGAAGCAGAAGGAGGCACUGGAGAAGGAGCAGCAGCGUGAGAAGGAGCUGGAGAGAGAGAGGCAGCUCAUUGCCAAACCUGCUAAAAGAACGUAGGACCCCCAAGUACGUCUGCUGUAUCAACAGACCCUGAAGCUGUUUUUGCAUGUUUUAGCCUGUUCUCUAUUUAUUAUUAAGUCUAUGCCACAUUACAGCAGACCAUUUUCCAAAGUGUAUGCCAUUUUUUAAUGUUAAUUUAGGAUGUAUUGUUUUAUUUGAUAAAUGGAGUGAAGAAUAAAACAGACAGUAGUGGGUUGGGAAAUGAGAUGCAGUUAAAACAUGAGGCCAGGGAUGAUUUGGUCCAUGCUAAAGCAGUUUAAAGUGCCAACUAAUGUGAGAAAUUUGUGGUUUAAAUGAUAAACACAUGACUUGAAAACGGAUUGUGGUCGAGUGAAAGAAUGCCUCCUGUCUUUGCAGGUUCUUUUUUUUUUUUUUUAAAGCACAGUCAAUUUUAAAUUCAGAGCCAUUAAAAUAUUUCAGAUAAAAAGUUUUUUAGGUUGAAUGUUUUGCUGUCAAACAUUCAGUGAUUCUCUGCUGGUCUAACCUCAAGACUUAAUACCAUCUCCUUAAUAAGAAAUCGCCACCCAAAUUUCUGAAAAUUUUCAACCACUCAAAUUUAUUUAAUAAACAAUGGUGCAAUUUAUACCUGAGGUGGAAGAAAACAUGACUGAGCAACAAGGCAGCAAACAUGUUUAAAAAGUGGAUCUUUGCAGCAGCAGUGGGACGACAUGCAUGCAUUUCAUUUUCAUUUGUUCCCCUGUAUAUCUUAUAUAAGAGCUUGUGCUUUAGACUUCCAUGCACCUUUUACUUUAUGCCACAAUUAUGUUUUUUUUUUGUUUUGUUUUUUUUCCAGGGACUUAUUCACCACCCAAAUUUUGGUUCCAACCCACUAGUUGAGAAACACUCAUUUAAAUGUAGGUUCCUUGUAUUCAUGUGACUGAUGACACGCUGGGGGUCAGGGCGUGGGGACAACUAUAGGAAAUUAAUGAGAACAGGGAAAGUUAGCAAUUUAAAGCUGUAAAUGACCCUCUGUGCUACAGCUAUCAUCAGAAAAUGUCUACAUACAUUGAGUAUGAUCCUUACACUUUAUACAAAAAAGUGAUUCUUACCAAAGUUUAACAGUUUUACCUGAC
Messenger RNA from Cheilinus undulatus (humphead wrasse), 1728 nucleotides. RefSeq names its product biogenesis of lysosomal organelles complex-1, subunit 6, pallidin (gene bloc1s6). NCBI's taxonomy places the organism in Eukaryota, Metazoa, Chordata, Actinopteri, Labriformes, Labridae. Gene Ontology annotation, biological process: intracellular transport. The transcript has 6 exons. The record is from RefSeq and is a predicted model, not a curated record. Gene Ontology annotation, cellular component: BLOC-1 complex; transport vesicle; extrinsic component of membrane. Bases 134 to 652 code for a protein of 172 amino acids.